AUGUGGCGCUACCACAAGAUCAAGGAGCUCCUUGGCCGCAUGGACAAGCGUUGCAUCAACAUCACGGAGCGCCUGGAGGUGCAUCGCUGGGUGGCACGAUGCAACAUUGCAUAUCUCAUCUACCAGUUUAUGUACACCGCAUACACGCUAUCGACUUUUUUCACGGCAAUCUUUUCGGGAGUCGUGCCAUUUCACCUCUACAAUCCAUUCAUUGAUUGGCGCGAGAGCACACUGAAUCUUUGGAUAGCUUCAGUGAUGGAAUUAAUACCCAUGAACGGCAUAACGUUUCCCUUCUACUUCACCUGUGACCUCUUGAAGGAUGACUGUGAGUCCUUGGCCUUGGCCAUAUUUCACUCCCACUGGAGGAGCUCAAGUCGCAGAUAUAAGUCUUCGUUAAUUUACUUCCUGCACAAUGCCCAGAUGCCAAUCUCUUUCACCGCCGGAUCUAUAUUCUCCAUUAGCUUGAACACUAACAUCACCGUUGCCAAGCUGGCCUUUUCGGUGGUUACAUUUGUGUAG
Drosophila miranda is the source of this 519-nucleotide messenger RNA. Its product is annotated as odorant receptor 98a-like. Gene Ontology annotation, cellular component: plasma membrane. Gene Ontology annotation, biological process: detection of chemical stimulus involved in sensory perception of smell; sensory perception of smell. The record is from RefSeq and is a predicted model, not a curated record. Gene Ontology annotation, molecular function: olfactory receptor activity; odorant binding. Lineage: Eukaryota; Metazoa; Arthropoda; Insecta; Diptera; Drosophilidae. The transcript is spliced from 3 exons. The coding region runs from base 1 to 519 and encodes 172 amino acids.